Daucus carota subsp. sativus is the source of this 2149-nucleotide messenger RNA. RefSeq names its product CBL-interacting protein kinase 18-like. Lineage: Eukaryota; Viridiplantae; Streptophyta; Magnoliopsida; Apiales; Apiaceae. The record is from RefSeq and is a predicted model, not a curated record. Bases 711 to 1988 code for a protein of 425 amino acids. Gene Ontology annotation, molecular function: protein serine/threonine kinase activity; ATP binding. The transcript has 2 exons. Gene Ontology annotation, biological process: signal transduction; protein phosphorylation.
GAUAACCACUCCCGUAUUAUAUAGCUCUCGUCCGCAUUCCCACUUGGCAUCCAAAUUAUGGUUAGCUAUAUCAAUCUGUUCAUGAAUAAGACUGAGUUUGUUGUUGGUCAUCUGUCGAUCUUAAUGUUGCUUGUCAUUAUUGUUUUUAUUACUUACCUUCUGCUAAUUAGCCUAAUUUCAAGUCAACACAAAUACUCAACUUGCAAGAUUAGGAGUUUACAAAGGGGAACUAAAGAGGAGCAUCAUCAUGUAUUUUAAGCUGCCUCUCUUUUUGAUUUUAUGGUAAUUUAUCUCUUACAAUGUCUGCUUUCGCUCAAUGUCUUAGCAGUCUGCAUUUUGUGACAUGAUGGGCCGUUUGAAUAAGAUUAAAAAAAGUGCUUCUUGCUUAAAGUAAAAAAAAUGGAUUAGAAAUGAGAAGUAAAUUAAGACUUAUAAGUGAUUAAGCUGUUUGGGAAAGAAGUAGAAGUCCUGAAACAAAAGGCAGCGUUCUCAGCUUCUUGUAAGUGUUUCUGGCUUUUUACACAAACUAGUCAAGAAAAGUAGAAGGCGGCUUCUUAUCGAAAAAAGCCGGAAGUACUGUUUCCCAGACAGCAACGAUGUUGUGGUGAUUGUAUAUGAUUUGAAAUCUAGAGCUACAAGAUAUAAGCCGUAGAUUGCAUCAGCUGGAGAAAUUGUUGUAUUGUAUUGUGUUUUAAAUUUGAUAUAUUGUUAUGGAACAUAAACCAGUUGUGUUGAUGGAGCGCUAUGAGUUGGGGAGACUUUUAGGGAAAGGCACCUUUGCCAAGGUCUAUUUUGCAAGGAACAUUAAAACUGGCAUGAGUGUUGCCAUUAAGAUGAUUGACAAAGAAAAGGUUAUGAAGGUUGGGAUGAUUGAGCAAAUUAAAAGAGAGAUUUCAGUCAUGAGAUUGGUUAAACACCCCAACAUAGUGCAGCUUUACGAAGUUAUGGCUAGCAAAUCCAAGGUUUAUUUUGUAAUGGAACAUGUUAGAGGCGGUGAGCUGUUUAAUAAGGUGUCGAAGGGGAAGCUUAAUGAAGAUGCUGCAAAGAUGUAUUUUAAGCAGUUGAUUAGUGCUGUAGAUUUCUGUCAUAGUAGAGGAGUGUAUCACAGGGAUUUGAAACUAGAGAACAUAUUGUUAGAUGAGAAUGGGAAUAUUAAGGUCACAGAUUUCGGAUUGAGUGCUCUUGCUGAAUCAAAGUGUCAAGAUGGAAUGCUUCACACGACGUGUGGGACGCCUGCUUAUGUUGCUCCAGAAGUGAUUGGUAAAACAGGUUAUGAUGGAUGUAAAGCUGAUAUCUGGUCAUGUGGAGUGAUUUUGUAUGUUCUUCUGGCUGGAUAUCUCCCAUUCUAUGAUUCUAAUUUGAUAGAAAUGUAUAGGAAGAUUGUCAAGGCAGAGUUCAAGUAUCCCAGUAAAUUCCCAAUAGAAGCACGCAGAUUAGUAUCAAAGAUGUUGGAUCCAGAUCCGAGUACAAGAAUAUCCGUAACCAAGAUUAUGCAAAAACCUUGGUUCCAGAUAGGGUUCGACUCCAACACAAGAAAAGCUGAGACAGCAGAAAAAGAGCCUGAUGUUUUCAGCUCUUUAGAGAGUAGCAGCAACUUAUUAGAACGACCAGAACGAGACAAGCUAGGUGACCUAAAUGCUUUCGAUAUCAUCUCCCUUUCAGCAGGCUUUGACUUGUCAUGUCUAUUUGAGAAGAAGUAUCAAAAGAAGGAAUUAAGAAUAACAUCCAUGCAGCCACUCCAGACAAUCAUUUCUAAGUUUGAAGACAUAGCUAAAAAGCUAAGAUUGCAACUAACUAAGGAGGGAGGUCUGUUGAAAAUGGAAGGGUCAAGAGAAGGUCGAAAAGGUGUCUUGUCCAUUUAUGCAGAAAUCUUUGAGAUUACACCAGAUUUUCAUCUGGUUGAGGUCAAGAAGGCAAGGGGAGAUACCUUAGAGUAUCAGAAGGUGGUGACAGAGGACAUACAGCCAGCACUGAAAGACAUUGUCUGAACUUGGCAGGGUUACCUAUCAAAAUCUAACCAGUAGUAAUAAGAAACAGUGUCUCACAUCAGAGGAGUUAUUUUAAUAAUAAAACACAAUUACAAAGUAUGUUGUCGGAGUCCAUACAUUAAAAUUACAUCCUAAAUUAUUGGACACUAUUUUUACUCCUC